Molecule: messenger RNA, 12345 nt
Organism: Chrysemys picta bellii (western painted turtle)
Lineage: Eukaryota; Metazoa; Chordata; Testudines; Emydidae
Source: RefSeq, a predicted model, not a curated record
AUGGGCAUAGGCUGGGGGGUACGAAUACCACUAUGGAUACCAAUAUUAGUGAUCACCUUUAUGCAGAACAAAGUCAAAGCCCAAUAUGAGGACCAACAAGCAAAUUAUGAUGACUAUAAUUAUGUCCAGCAGGGACAAGACUAUUUUUCUGUACCAGUAACUAAACCACAAGAAGUGACAAUCAUCCAACCACUGAGAACGACGCUGCCUGUAAAGCCUGGCAACCCUGCUCACAAUGGACGUGUGUGCAGCACCUGGGGAAACUUCCACUUCAAGACCUUUGAUGGGGACAUCUUUCACUUCCCCGGGCUCUGCAACUAUGUCUUUGCAUCCCACUGCAAAUCUGCCUAUGAGGACUUCAACAUCCAGAUCAGGCGCACUAUGCUGGAAAGCUCUCCUGUGAUCAACCAUAUCACCCUGAAGCUUGACGGAAUGGUGAUUGAACUGACCUCAGACUCCAUUGUGGUCAAUGGCAACCCAAUUCAGCUGCCUUUCAGCCAGUCAGGAAUCCUGAUAGGGAGAAGUAGCAGCUAUUUGAAAAUCACUGCCAAGAUGGGCCUGGUCUUCAUGUGGAACCAACUGGAUGGCCUUCUGGUGGAACUGGAUAAGAAAUAUGCCAAUCAGACCUGUGGGCUUUGUGGGGACUUCAAUGGCAUUCCAAUUUACAAUGAGUUCACGUCAAACAACAUCAAGCUGACUGACGUGCAGUUUGGGAAUAUGCAGAAGAUGGAUGGACCCACAGAGCAAUGCGAGGAUCCUACAUCUUCUUCUCUUUCAAACUGCUCAAAUGAAUUUAGUGCUAUCUGCCAGAGAGUAUUGACUGGUGAAGCAUUUGUGAGCUGCAAUGCACUGGUGGACGUUCAAGACUACAUUGACUCUUGCGUACAAGACUUGUGCCGCUGUGAUGAGUCUAUGCGUGAUUUCUGCAUCUGUAACACCUUUGCUGAAUACUCCCGGCAGUGCGCCCAUGCCGGUGGACAACCUCUGAACUGGAGAACUAAAGAACUGUGCAACAAGACGUGCCCUUAUAACAUGCAGCACGAGGAAUGUGGCUCCCCCUGUGCUAACACCUGCACCAACCCUGAAAGGUCAGCCCUCUGUGAAGAUCACUGUACCGAUGGCUGCGUCUGCCCCCCAGGAACCGUGUCUGAUGACAUUAACAGCUCUGGCUGUAUCCCUCUCAGCGAGUGCCACUGUACCUACAAAGGUGAAACGUAUAGUCCAGGUGCUUCUUUUGCAUCCCAGUGCACUUCAUGUACCUGUACUGGAGGCCAGUGGAGUUGUGUCAGCCUUUCCUGCCCUGGGACUUGCUCCAUUGAAGGAGGUUCCCACAUCUCCACAUUUGAUGAGAAACGUUAUUCCUUCUUUGGAGAUUGUAGCUAUAUCCUGACGAAGCUCUGUGACAGCGAUUCCUUCACUGUUCUAGGAGAAGUCCGCAAAUGUGGCCUAACUGACACCGAGACAUGCCUGAAAGGUGUAGCCAUCAGCAUAGGUGGAGGACAAACUAUUGUUGUGAUCAAACCUUCUGGCAGCGUGUUUGUGAAUACGAUCUACACCCAGUUGCCCAUCUCUGCAGCCAAUGUCACUAUCUUCAGGCCUUCAUCAUUCUUCAUCAUCGUACAAACAAACUUUGGGCUUCAGGUUCAGAUCCAGCUUGUACCCAUCAUGCAACUCUUUGUAAACUUGGACCCGUCCCACAAAGGGCAGACAUGUGGUCUUUGUGGAAACUUCAACAAUAUCCAAGCAGAUGACUUCAAAGCCACAAGUGGUGUAGUGGAAGGAACAGCAGCCGCUUUUGCCAAUACCUGGAAAAUCCAGGGUGAUUGCCCUAAUGUCAAAAACAUCUUUGAGAACCCCUGUACCCUCAGCAUAGAAAAUGAAAAAUAUGCUCAGCACUGGUGUGGAUUGCUGACUGAUACUCAAGGACCUUUUGCUGAAUGCCACUCAACAGUGAAUCCAGAUGUUUACCACACGAACUGUCUGUUUGACACCUGUAAUUGUGAAAAGAGUGAGGACUGCAUGUGUGCUGCCCUCUCUACCUAUGUCAGAGCCUGUGCUGCCAAAGGAGUCCUGUUGAAUGGAUGGAGGACCAAUGUCUGCACCAUAACCUCGUGCCCCAAAUCCCUGACGUACAGCUACGUUGUCAGUUCCUGCCAACCCACUUGCCGAUCUUUGAGUGAGCCCGAUGUCACGUGCAACAUCAAGUUCACUCCAGUUGAUGGCUGCACCUGUGCAAAUGGAACUUACAUGGAUGAAAAUGGCAAAUGCGUGCCCGCUACUAGCUGUCCUUGUUAUUACAAAGGAUCUGUGCUACCUUCUGGAGAGGUUGUUCAUGACAAUGGUGUCAUAUGCUCUUGCACACAUGGAAAAUUGGACUGCGUGAGAGUGAAACCAGAACCAGUCUGUGCAGCUCCCAUGGUCUACUUUGACUGCAGCAAUGUCACUGCAGGCACCAUUGGAUCCGAGUGCCAGAAGAGCUGUCAGACUCUUGAUAUGGGAUGCUACAGCACACAGUGCGUCUCUGGCUGCGUGUGCCCUAAUGGUCUAGUGUCAGAUGGCAAAGGUGGCUGUGUAGCUGCGGGGGAAUGUCCAUGUGUUCACAAUGACGCCUCCUACAAUCCAGGAGAAACAAUUAAAGUCAACUGUAACACCUGCACUUGUAAAAACAGAAUGUGGCAAUGCACCAAUGAACCUUGCCUGGCAACCUGCUCUGUUUAUGGAGAUGGUCAUUACAUUACUUUUGAUGGCAAACGCUUCAGCUUUAGUGGAGACUGUGAAUACACACUGGUCCAGGAUUACUGUGGUAAAAACAGUACCAGCCUUGGAACCUUCCGAGUGAUCACUGAGAACAUCCCCUGUGGAACCACUGGGACCACCUGCUCAAAGGCCAUUAAAGUCUUCCUAGGGAACUAUGAACUGGUACUCAGUGACGGAAAGUUUGAAGUGAUAGAGAAGGUCCGUGGAGGGGAAGUGCCAUACAAGGUCCGUUACAUGGGCAUCUACAUGGUGAUUGACACCAACAAUGGGCUGAUUCUUAUGUGGGAUAAGAAAACCAGCAUAUUCAUCAAGCUCAGCCCAGAUUUUAAGGGUCAGGUCUGUGGCCUGUGUGGGAACUACGAUGGCAAUGGCAUUAAUGACUUUACCACCAGAAGUCAGUCUGUGGUAGGAGAUGUGCUGGAGUUUGGAAACAGCUGGAAGGUGUCUCCUACUUGCCCAGAUGCCAAGAGCAACAAGGAUCCUUGCACUGCAAACCCUUACAGGAACUCUUGGGCCCAGAAGCAGUGCAGCAUAAUCAACAGCAAAGUAUUCGCUGCCUGUCACUCUCAGGUUGAACCAAAUGAAUAUUAUGAAGCAUGUGUGACUGAUGCUUGUGCCUGUGACACUGGGGGAGAUUGUGAAUGUUUCUGUACAGCGGUAGCUUCAUAUGCUCAAGCAUGUAAUGAGGCUGGCAUUUGUGUUGCAUGGAGAACCCCAUCUAUCUGUCCUCUGUUCUGUGAUUACUACAACCCGCAAGGGGAAUGCGAGUGGCACUACAAGCCUUGUGGGUCUCCUUGUAUGAAGACCUGCAGGAACCGAAGUGGAAAAUGCCUUCAUGAGUUACAAGGCUUGGAAGGAUGCUAUCCAAAGUGUCCAGAGAACAAGCCCUAUUUUGAUGAAGAUGAUAUGGAGUGUGUCGAUAGCUGUGGCUGUUACGAUACCAAGGGAAAAUAUUACAAGCCAGGAACACCCAUUCGUUCAGAAGAGAACUGUCAAUCAUGUGAAUGCACAAUGAAUGGCAUUGAGUGUGAAUAUGAUGAAGACGAAUGCCACUGCACAUAUGAUGGAAAGCAAUAUGAGUAUGAGGAUGUCAUCUACGACACUACAGAUGGUAUUGGCGGGUGUAUCAUUGCAACUUGUGGUCACAAUGGAACAAUUGAUAGAAAAGUCUACGCAUGUUCUACACCCUUAACCACAACACCAUUUUCAUUUUCCUCUUCAACACCUAUAUCCACCACUACAGUGACACCAACUACAUCAGUCUGUGUUCGUGAAGUAUGCCAGUGGUCACAAUGGUAUGAUGUGAGCUAUCCAGGGUCUGGGAUCAACGAUGGAGAUUUUGACACAUUUGAUAAUUUAAGAGCCAAAGGUUAUAAAGUCUGCAAAGCUCCAAAGGCUGUUGAAUGCAGAUCUGAGAAGUUCCCUAACACACCAUUAAAUGAACUAGAGCAAAAAGUAGAAUGUAGUACAACAAGGGGACUAAUAUGUUAUAAUAAGGAUCAGCAUCAAAUGAUCUGCGACAACUUCCAGAUAAAAAUCUUAUGCUGUAGCUUUGUACCAUGUGAAUAUACAACUCCUGCUACCACAACGCCUGCGGAGACUACAACACCCAUCACAAAAACGACCACUCCAGAAACUACUGUAACCGGUAUAUCUUCAACAACUACAGCACUACCUACAACCACAGAAUCUAAAACAACUACUCUUUCAACAAGUACCAUGACCUCCAAAACUCCUUCAACAUCUCCAGUCACAGAAACAACGAGUGUGUCAACUUCAACUCUUACAACCACAGCUCCAUCAACAACAAUCCCUGAAACAACUGCCAGCCCUUCAACAGAAACUGUAUAUACUACAGGAGAAAUCACAUCCAUAACACCUUGUAAACCAAAAUGCAAAUGGUCUGAAUGGCAUGAUGUCCAUUUUCCUAGUCUGGACAAUAAAGGAGAUUCUGAAACAUAUGAUGAUAUUAGAGCAGCAGGAAAAGUGAUCUGCAGCAAACCUGAAAAUAUAGAAUGUCGAGCCGAGAAAUUCCCAGAAAAAUCAAUUGAUAACAUUGGCCAAAUUGUCCAGUGCAAUGUAUCCUUUGGACUUGUCUGCAGGAAUGAAGAUCAGGAAGGAGUGCUCCAAAUGUGUUAUAACUAUCAAAUAAAAGUAUUCUGCUGUGAUGAUUUUAGUCAUUGCCCAUCCACAUCCACUACUACAGAAACUACAACAACUGCAGGCACAACUAUUGUUUCAACAAAACCUUCCACCCAGACUCCUAUAACUACAGAAACUACAACUUCAACCAUAAGAACUACACCUUCAACCACCACAACAACAGAAACCACAACCAAAGAAAUUAAAACAACUACUCCUUUAACAACCACCCCUAUAGAAACUACAACAAUCACAACUACACCUUUCACUACCACAAGCACAGAAACUACAACUACUCCAGGCACACCCAUUGUUUCAACAGAAACUUCCACACUGACUCCUACAACUACAGAAACUACAUCAAUAGGAACUACACAUUCAUCCAUCACCAGCACAGAAACUACAACAGUCACAACUACCCCUUUCACUGCCACAACCACACAAACUACAACAACCACAGGUAGUACAACCAUGACAACUCCUCAAACUACUACUACAAUACCAACCACUACUCCAAUAACCUCAACACCAAUUCCGGACACUUUUACAACUACAACUACUUCACCAACCACUACUCAAACCACCACCACAGAAUUUACCACAAUAAUAAGUACAAUCACUACACCAACAACCACUGAAACUACCACGGCUGCAACUACUACACCUAUUUCAACAACAAAACCUACAUCAUCAAUAACAGUAACAACUACUCCAGCAAUAACCACAAUCUCAGAAACUACAACAGCUGUGACAACUGUUCCUCCAACAACUGAUGAUUGUUUUAAAGAACUAUGUGAAUGGUCACAAUGGUAUGAUGUAAGUUACCCAAGGUCUGCUAUCAAUGGUGGAGAUUUCGAUACAUUUAAGAAUAUAAGAGCCAAAGGAUACAAUGUAUGCAAAGCUCCAAAGGCUGUGGAAUGCAGAGCAGAAAGAUUCCCUGACACACCAUUAAAUGAGCUGGAGCAAAAUGUAAUAUGCAGCAAAACAGAAGGGCUGAUAUGUUAUAACAAGGAUCAACUCCCACCAAUCUGCUAUAAUUACCAGAUCAAAAUUGAAUGUUGCAGAAAUGUAAUUGUAACAUGCCCACCUAUCACCCUAGCCACUACAACGACAGUAACACCCAUCCCAACCACUACCCAAAUAGUAACAACCACCCCAGGCACUACUCCAAUUGUAACAACCACCCCAGCCAUUACAACAAUAUUAACAACCACCACAACAAUACUAACAACCACCCCAACCAUUACCCCAAUAGGAACAACCACCCCAGCCACUGCAACGACAGUAACAACAAGGACAACAGCAACCACGAAAAAAAUUAUUACCCAAAUACAAACAACUAAAACAGCUCAAACAGCACCUGUACAUCAAAAAACGACUCAAGAAAAGCACAGUACAACUAAAGAAACCACACUGGUGAGUAAAACAACACCAGAAAGAACUCCAGUCACAACAACAUCGACGAUCUCCACAGCACUGCCAACUACCACAAUUGUAGAAACCACCACUACAGGAACCACCGGAAGCAGAACCACAACAGCUCCCACCACUCUACCUACCACAGAAAUCCCCACAACAUCACCAAUACCCACAACUACAGGAACAACCACUUCCUCAACUACAAAGUGUCAACCAACGUGCACGUGGUCCAAAUGGUUUGAUGUUGAUUUCCCCUCUUCUGGACCUAAAGAAGGAGACAUUGAAACCUAUAACAACAUAAGGGCUGCAGGAGAGAUAAUCUGCGGAAAGCCUGAAAAUAUUCACACUACAACGACAGUAACACCCAUCCCAACCACUACCCAAAUAGUAACAACCACCCCAGGCACUACUCCAAUUGUAACAACCACCCCAGCCAUUACAACAAUAUUAACAACCACCACAACAAUACUAACAACCACCCCAACCAUUACCCCAAUAGGAACAACCACCCCAGCCACUACCCCAAUAGUAACAAUCACCCCAGCCACUACAACGACAGUAACAACCAUCCCAACCACUACCCCAAAUAGUAACAACCACCCCAGGCACUACUCCAAUUGUAACAACCACCCCAGCCACUACAACAAUAUUAACAACCACCCCAAACAUUACCCCAAUAGGAACAACGACCCCAGCCACUACCCCAAUAGAAACAACCACCUCAACCACUAUCCCAAUAGAACCAACGACCACAGCCACUACAAUGACACUAACAACCACACCAGCCACUACAAUAGAAACAACCACCCCACCAACUACCCCAAUAGUAACAACAAGCACCCCAGCCACUGCAACGACAGUAACAACAAGGACAACAGACCACGAAAAAAAUUAUUACCCAAAUACAAACAACUAAAACAGCUCAAACAGCACCUGUACAUCAAAACACGACUCAAGAAAAAGCACAGUACAACUAAAGAAACCACACUGGUGAGUAAAACAACACCAGAAAGAACUCCAGUCACAACAACAUCGACGAUCUCCACAGCACUGCCAACUACCACAUCUGUAGAAACCAAAACUAGUGAAAUUACCCGAAGCGGAACCACAACAGGUACCACCACUCUACCUACCACAGAAAUCCCCACAACAUCGCCAAUACCCACAACUACAGGAACAACCACUUCCUCAACUACAAAGUGUCAACCAACGUGCACGUGGUCCAAGUGGUUUGAUGUUGAUUUCCCCUCUUCUGGACCUAAAGAAGGAGACAUUGAAACCUAUAACAACAUAAGGGCUGCAGGAGAGAUAAUCUGCGGAAAGCCUGAAAAUAUUCAGUGUAGGGCAGAAAACUACCCGGACAUAAGCAUCGACCAGAUCGGUCAAGUUGUGCAGUGCGAUGCCAAUUUUGGGCUGGUGUGCAAAAAUGAGGAUCAAAUCGGGAAAUUUAAAAUGUGUUUCAACUAUCAGAUACGUGUAUUUUGCUGUGAAGAGAACCCUAACUGCCCAACCGCAACCACAAGUAUCAUGCCCACAACUACACGUACACCAACAACUACAGUCACAGAAACAACCACCAGAGUCACCACUUCUACUAAACCAACAGUCACACAAACACCAGAAACCACUACCUCUGAAACAACUCCAAUCACUACCACUAAGGGACCAAGCACAAGCACAAGCACAACGGGUACCACCACUCUGCCUCCCACGGGAGUCAUCACAACAUCUCCGAUCUCCACAGCAUCUCCAACUACCACAAUUGUAGAAACCACCACUACAGGAACCACCGGAAGCAGAAGCACAACAGGUACCACCACUCUACCUACCACAGAAAUCCCCACAACAUCGCCAAUACCCACAACUACAGGAACAACCACUUCCUCAACUACAAAGUGUCAACCAACGUGCACGUGGUCCAAAUGGUUUGAUGUUGAUUUCCCCUCUUCUGGACCUAAAGAAGGAGACAUUGAAACCUAUAACAACAUAAGGGCUGCAGGAGAGAUAAUCUGCGGAAAGCCUGAAAAUAUUCAGUGUAGGGCAGAAAACUACCCGGACAUAAGCAUCGACCAGAUCGGUCAAGUUGUGCAGUGUGAUGCCAAUUUUGGGCUGGUGUGCAAAAAUGAGGAUCAAAUCGGGAAAUUUAAAAUGUGUUUCAAUUAUCAGAUACGUGUUUUGUGCUGUGACGAAAAUGUAAAUUGUCCUGUUACAACCUCAAUUUUGCCAACAAUGCCCACACGAGUAACCACUCCAACUAUCUCAAGUACACAAACAGGAACAACAGAAGUAACCAUGACAACUACUCACUGCUUUUGCCAAAUUGAGGACGCUGUUUAUGCAUCUGGUGAAAUGAUUUACAACAAAAUAGACAAGGAUGGAUGUAAUUUUUAUGCCAUUUGUAGUAAAACUUGUUCAGUGGAGCGAUUUAAGGGACCAUGUAAAUCAACAACUCCAGCAACAGCAACAACAACUACACCUACAACUUCAACAUCUAUACCAACUACGAUUCCCACUACAACAGUUAGUUCAACCACUAAAAUUGAGUGUCCUGAUGCUAAACCUCCCAGAAAGAUGGGUGAAACAUGGAAGAUAUCCAACUGUACCACUGCAACUUGCGAGGGAAAUAACAAAGUUGUUAUACAGAAAGUGAAAUGCCCACCUGUAAAGAACAUUACCUGCGCCAACGGAUACCCACCAGUAGAGGUCUUCAGUGAGGAUGGCUGCUGUUACCACUAUGAAUGUGAAUGUGUCUGUAGUGGCUGGGGUGACCCUCACUACAUUACAUUCGAUGGAACCUAUUACACAUUCCUUGACAACUGCACAUAUACUCUGGUGAAGCAGAUUACCCCUAAAUAUGACAACUUCCGUGUUGACAUUGACAAUUACUUCUGUGAUGCGGAAGAUGGACUUUCCUGUCCUCAGUCCAUUAUCGUUUACUACAAGUACACAGUGGUAGUGCUGACGCGUGAACUCUAUAAUGGAGUGAUGGCUAAUAAGAUUAUCUUCAAUAAAACGGUUGUCAACCCAGGCUUCCAGAAAGAUGGCAUUUCUAUUUACAUGCUUGGCAUCAACAUGGUUGUUGAAAUACCUGAGAUUGGAGCUACCAUCACCUUCAGCGGGUUGAUCUUCUCAGUGAAACUCCCAUUCAGCAAAUUUGGCAAUAACACUGAAGGACAGUGUGGUACAUGCUCAAACACCAAAAUCGAUGACUGCCGCUUGCCAAGUGGUAAGAUCAUCUCUUCUUGUACCCAAAUGGCUCCCCACUGGAAGGUUGACGAUGACAAGAAGCGAUACUGUAGAACAACACCACCACCCAGCACCCCGACUCCAGCUCCCAGCUGUCCUCCGUCUGCUCUUUGCAAGAUAAUUUUGAGCGAAGUCUUUGAAGAAUGCCACAAGGUGAUACCACCACAAGAUUUUUACAAGGGCUGUGUCUUUGAUGCAUGUCAUAUGACCAAUGCAUCCAUGCAGUGUUCCGGCUUGGAGAUAUAUGCCACUCUGUGUGCCACUAGAGGUGUUUGUAUUGACUGGAGAGGAGAGACUCAGGGCAAAUGCCCAUAUAACUGUCCAGUGGGCAAAGUGUAUAAACCAUGUGGGCCUCUUAAUCCUGCUACUUGUGAUUCAAGAGCUGUUCAACACAAUGGCACUGGCCUAACUGAAGGAUGUUUCUGCCCUGAAGGAAAGUUUCUCUUCAAUGCAAACAGCGAUGUCUGUGUCUCUGGAUGUGGUAACUGUAUAGGACCAGAUGGACAGCCCAAAUUACCUGGAGACCAGUGGAAAAGCAAUUGCCAGGACUGUGUUUGUGACCGGUACACUGUUACAGUGAAGUGUACAAAGCGCCCGUGUAAACCACUCCCGCCAGUUUCUUGUGAUGACCCAGGAUUUGUUCCUGUCCAGUCGCUGACACGAGAAGACCCAUGCUGUGUCCAGACUGAAUGCCGAUGUGACACUAGCAAGUGCCCCGAAUCAGUGGCCAGCUGUCAACCAGGAUACGAGUUAAUCCCAGAAGUAUUAAAUGGAAAUUGUUGUACUAUCUUCACAUGUAAGUUAAAACCAGGCUGUGUAACCAAUGGAACUUUCUACAUGCCUGGAGCUGUCAUUCCAAAAGGUACCUGUGAAAAGUGCACCUGCUCUGCCAAAGUACAGCCAGACAGUCAGAGAAACAUCGUUGACUGCCAGCCCAUUCCAUGUGACACUGAGUGCCAACGGGGCUAUGAAUAUAAGCUGAAAUCUGGACAAUGCUGUGGCGACUGUGUACAGGAGGCUUGUAUACUGAAGAUGAAGGAUAACACAGUCCAUGUGCUUCAGGUUGGAAAAGUCUGGCAUGAGCCUGGUGAUAACUGUACCUUCUAUAAAUGUGAACAAAUUGAGGAUCAGUUUAUUCCUGUCACUGUAAGGAAAGCCUGUCAACCCAUAUACCCAGAAGACUGCGAUCCUGCUGAUAUCAUGCUAAGUGAAGAUGGCUGCUGCAAAUCAUGCCCAUUACCCCGUAAAACUUGUAGUCUGCGUAGUACUACCACUGUCAUCAGUCAAAAUGACUGCAACUCUUCUGUGCCUGUUGAACUAACAUACUGCGAAGGCAACUGUGAUACUUCUUCAAUGUAUUCCCUUGAGGCUAAUGUGAUGCAACACAAGUGCAAGUGUUGUCAGGAGAUCAAGACCAGCAAAAGACAGGUGACCCUGAGCUGCCCUGAUGGAAGCACCACUGAUUACUCAUACACCCACGUGGAGCAGUGCGAUUGUGCAGGCACGGAGUGCAUCCCCCAAGCCCCUCCCACCACUCCAGCACAGCAGCAGGAGCAAGAACAGCAGCAACAGGAACAGAUCCAGCAGCAACAAGGGCAGUCCUAGAACCAGGAGCAGAACCAGAAAAAUGAACCAAAACCAGGAAGAGUAGAAUAUAGACUGAAAUAAAUCUUUUCACUUUUUUUUCCUAAUAAUAAACAAGUAUCCAAAGCAGCUAGAAUCUUGGACAUACGGAUGAAAUUCCUGUAUACACGCUAGAAAUUUCUGUUUCCUAAUUAUUUCAGCUUCCCUUAUCAAUGGGUCUCAUUGCUUUGAGUGUCUUCUUUUAACUUGAGAGGUGCAGGAUUAGGAAAUCUUGAGGUUUGUUUUUUCUCGGCGGUGCUGUACUAUAGGACUGACAGCUUUUCUUUCAAGAGGGUGGGGUGAGUGGAACUAUACUCUAACUAAAGUCCUUGAUGUAAAUCGUAGUCUCUUUUUGUCUUGAAAUUUUCCCUGUGGUGAUUCUGAUACUGACUGCCCAAGGCCAAGCAUAGAACAAACAUCACUGGGUCAUUAAUAAUUUUUCACUAGUCACGGUCAUUACACACCCACCUGACACUGACUAAUCAUUGCACUGAAUUAGACAACUUUUAAAAUCCCUUUGAUUCCAGUUCAAUUAGGCAGUGUCAACAAUUCAAGUCCAGGAAAAACACAGACUAUCGCGCUCACCUUCCUACCUUUUUGUUUGUUUGCUUGUUUGUUGUUUUAGCAUUAAAGAGAGUUUAGGUUGUAGAAACUGCAUCUUCUCAAACUUCAAACUUUAAAGAUACUGGGGGGGGGGGGUUGUGGUGUUGUAGAAAAGAAAGGAAGAAAGAAAGAAAGCCUAUCAUACAAGGUUGCUGCAGAAUAUCCUAUGUUUACAUGAGAUCAUCAGCAUAGUAAAUGUAUGAAAAUUUGGAUUCUUGUAUUUGUUUUUGGUUAACUGUUUACAGAAGAAAUAUAUUUUUGCCAAAAGGGGUAUAUGAAGGAUUUUUGUAAACAAAAGUAAUAAUAAUAGUAAUAUAAAUUCUUUCCUAGGAAGCUGAGAUUUUUUUUAAAUGUUGUACCAUUGCUAUUUAUUUUGUUUCUGGGAAAAAUAAGUGUAUUGGACCAUUUCCUCCACAAUUAAUGUUGCCCCCAUUUUCUAGCAUCAGUGGGUAUCUGGUUGUGGGAUGUUUUCUUUUUCUAUUUUGUUUUGGGUUUUGUUUGUUUCUUAAGAGGAAAAAAAGUUAUGAUGAUUAAUAAACUUUUAGCAUUUUGCAA